UGCACCAACUCACCCAGUUCCCUCUCUCCUUGGGUGUCUUCUUCCCUCCUUUUCUCUCUUUUCCUCACUGCACCCUGAACCCUUCACCCACUCCCCCACCCAUCACUUCUACAUCUGACCAGAGAACGAAUGAGGGAGACCUGCAAAUCGAGGUAGCAACUUUCCUGAGCUGGUCUCUGAGCUCCAGGAGCGAGAUCCAGCUGAUUCUUGGAGGUAUGCAGCCCAUGGAGGAGGAGGAGGACGAGCAGUGAUGGGCUAAGGACCGCUGCAAGAAGCCCCAAGCAGCUCAGUCUCUCGGAAGCCCGCUUCAGGCUUGUUCCCUCCACCUUGCUCUCCUGAGAGCAGAGAGCGCGCCGCGCGGGGUGUGCAGACUCGGAACAUCCAGGGAGGAUGAGGCGGGGACCCAGCCCAAGUUGGGUGCAUCUUGCGGGCGUGAGGCCACGACUGUGUUUCGGCAUGAAUUAAGAAGCUUGAAAGAUGGAGCGCGGCACAGUACUCAUCCAACCCGGGCUCUGGACCAGGGACACCAGCUGGACACUCCUCUAUUUCCUGUGCUACAUCCUCCCUCAGACCUCCCCUCAAGUGCUCAGGAUCGGAGGGAUUUUUGAAACUGUGGAAAAUGAACCUGUUAAUGUUGAAGAAUUAGCUUUCAAGUUUGCAGUCACCAGUAUUAACCGAAACCGAACCCUGAUGCCCAAUACCACAUUAACCUAUGACAUCCAGAGAAUUAAUCUAUUCGAUAGUUUUGAAGCCUCCCGAAGAGCAUGCGACCAGCUGGCUCUCGGGGUGGCCGCCCUCUUCGGCCCUUCCCACAGCUCCUCUGUCAGUGCUGUCCAGUCUAUUUGCAAUGCUCUGGAAGUUCCACACAUUCAGACUCGCUGGAAACACCCUUCUGUGGACAACAGAGACUUAUUUUACAUCAACCUCUACCCGGAUUAUGCGGCUAUCAGCAGGGCAGUCCUGGAUCUGGUCCUCUAUUACAACUGGAAAACAGUGACGGUGGUGUACGAAGACAGUACAGGUCUAAUUCGUCUGCAAGAGCUCAUCAAAGCUCCCUCCAGAUACAACAUUAAAAUCAAAAUCCGCCAGCUUCCCUCUGGGAAUAAAGAUGCCAAACCUCUGCUCAAGGAGAUGAAGAAAGGCAAAGAGUUCUAUGUGAUAUUUGAUUGUUCGCAUGAAACAGCUGCGGAAAUUCUUAAGCAGAUUUUGUUCAUGGGCAUGAUGACUGAAUACUAUCACUACUUCUUCACAACCCUGGACCUGUUUGCUUUAGAUCUGGAACUCUACAGGUACAGUGGUGUCAAUAUGACUGGGUUCCGGCUGCUGAAUAUUGACAACCCCCACGUGUCAUCCAUCAUUGAGAAGUGGUCCAUGGAACGGCUGCAGGCCCCACCCAGACCUGAGACUGGUCUUCUGGAUGGCAUGAUGACAACUGAAGCAGCUCUCAUGUACGAUGCCGUGUACUUGGUAGCCAUUGCCUCUCACCGCGCCUCUCAGCUGACGGUCAGCUCCCUGCAGUGCCAUCGACAUAAGCCGUGGCGCCUUGGACCCAGAUUUAUGAACCUCAUCAAAGAGGCUCGGUGGGAUGGCUUGACCGGGCGCAUCACCUUCAAUAAGACGGACGGCUUGAGAAAGGAUUUUGACCUGGACAUUAUCAGUCUCAAAGAGGAAGGAACUGAAAAGAUUGGGAUUUGGAACUCCAACAGUGGGCUGAACAUGACGGAUGGCAACAGAGACAGGUCCAACAAUAUCACGGACUCGCUGGCUAACCGAACGCUCAUUGUCACCACUAUUCUGGAAGAGCCCUACGUGAUGUACAGGAAAUCCGAUAAGCCCCUGUACGGAAAUGACAGAUUUGAAGGAUAUUGCCUGGAUCUGCUGAAAGAACUGUCAAAUAUCCUGGGUUUCCUUUAUGAUGUUAAACUGGUUCCUGACGGCAAAUACGGAGCCCAGAAUGACAAAGGGGAAUGGAAUGGGAUGGUUAAAGAACUCAUCGACCACAGAGCUGACCUGGCAGUGGCCCCCCUCACCAUCACCUAUGUACGGGAGAAAGUCAUUGACUUCUCCAAGCCCUUCAUGACUCUGGGCAUUAGCAUCCUUUACCGGAAGCCCAAUGGAACCAACCCGGGUGUCUUCUCCUUCCUCAACCCCCUGUCUCCAGACAUUUGGAUGUAUGUGCUGCUCGCCUGCCUAGGAGUCAGUUGUGUACUCUUUGUGAUCGCGAGGUUCACACCCUACGAGUGGUAUAACCCCCACCCAUGCAACCCCGACUCAGACGUGGUGGAAAACAAUUUCACUUUGCUAAAUAGUUUCUGGUUUGGAGUUGGAGCUCUCAUGCAGCAAGGAUCGGAGCUGAUGCCCAAGGCUCUAUCAACCAGAAUAGUUGGAGGAAUAUGGUGGUUUUUCACCCUAAUCAUCAUUUCAUCCUACACUGCCAACUUGGCUGCCUUCUUGACAGUAGAAAGGAUGGAAUCCCCCAUCGAUUCCGCAGACGAUCUGGCCAAACAAACCAAGAUAGAAUACGGGGCAGUGAGAGAUGGCUCAACCAUGACCUUCUUCAAGAAAUCAAAAAUCUCUACGUAUGAGAAAAUGUGGGCUUUUAUGAGCAGUAGACAGCAGAGCGCCCUGGUUAAAAACAGCGAUGAGGGCAUCCAAAGGGUGCUCACCACCGACUACGCCCUGCUGAUGGAAUCCACCAGCAUUGAGUAUGUGACGCAGAGAAACUGCAACCUCACUCAGAUCGGGGGCCUCAUAGACUCCAAAGGCUAUGGAGUCGGGACACCCAUCGGCUCCCCUUACCGGGAUAAAAUUACAAUUGCCAUUCUUCAGCUACAAGAAGAGGGGAAGCUUCAUAUGAUGAAAGAGAAAUGGUGGAGGGGAAAUGGCUGCCCUGAAGAGGACAGUAAAGAAGCAAGUGCUCUGGGAGUGGAAAAUAUUGGGGGCAUCUUCAUUGUUCUGGCUGCCGGUCUUGUCCUCUCUGUGUUUGUAGCCAUUGGAGAAUUUUUAUACAAAUCACGGAAGAACAAUGACAUUGAGCAGUGUCUCUCUUUCAAUGCCAUCAUGGAAGAGCUGGGAAUCUCACUCAAGAAUCAGAAAAAGUUAAAGAAAAAGUCAAGAACUAAGGGCAAAUCUUCUUUCACGAGUAUCCUUACUUGUCAUCAGAGACGAACUCAGAGAAAAGAGACUGUGGCGUGAUCCAAGAACACACCUGUAAGAAGAAUAAAGGGCCACACCCACUAUACAUAUUUGGAGGACAGAUUGCUGAGGAAUAUGGGACAUGUUUCCUCAUAUCUUUAUCCAUAACUCCAAUCAUGGAUGGAGGUAGAAGAAAUGCACAAUUUUUAAAGCUCACAUAGAUAUUACUUGAGAAGUGAAACUGAUUCUUUUCAGAUGGAUUUGU
Messenger RNA from Apodemus sylvaticus (European woodmouse), 3400 nucleotides. RefSeq names its product glutamate ionotropic receptor kainate type subunit 1 (gene Grik1). The coding region runs from base 478 to 3195 and encodes 905 amino acids. Gene Ontology annotation, cellular component: plasma membrane; kainate selective glutamate receptor complex; presynaptic membrane. The transcript has 16 exons. The record is from RefSeq and is a predicted model, not a curated record. Gene Ontology annotation, biological process: modulation of chemical synaptic transmission; synaptic transmission, glutamatergic; monoatomic ion transport. Lineage: Eukaryota; Metazoa; Chordata; Mammalia; Rodentia; Muridae. Gene Ontology annotation, molecular function: kainate selective glutamate receptor activity; transmitter-gated monoatomic ion channel activity involved in regulation of postsynaptic membrane potential.